CUUAAAUUACCCCCAGUUUGGCAAAAACCGCAGUCACAAAGAGAUGCACUAUAUCCGUAGGGACCGUUACUAACCACCAAUCGCCCAAAGACAACGCCAAAAUGAACACCAUAGCUAUGUUUGCCGCCCUUGUGGUCAUCUUUUUGGCUUCUCAGUCCGACGCCAGAGAUAUUGUCCCUCGGUCGUUGGGAAACAUUGUGCCUCGAAUUGGUUGUAUCCCGAUUAUGUGCAACCUAUGGUGCGAAACCGGUUAUGAGCACGAUCAUCAUGGAUGCAACAUGUGCAGCUGCCGGCCAGUGAAAACCACUCCGUCGCCGGUGACCUCGCAUACGUGUGAACCGGUGUACUGCCGAAUUUUCUGUCCUAACGGUUUCCGCCGCGAUGCCUACGGAUGUGAGGAGUGCGCAUGUAACCCUGUACGACCAACGUGCCCGCCGGUGAUGUGCCUGAUCGCGUGCCCUAACGGUUUUGCUCAAGGUGAGAACGGGUGCCCGAGAUGCGCGUGCAAUAACGUGCCCCUGCGUCAACAGCAACGCCACUGCCGUAAACUACAAUUAACUACCUGUGGUGACGGAAACCGGCGGACUUGGUUGCAUCCUACUUGAUUCAUGCCGUACAGAUACGCGACGAUUACUCGUACAUGUGACUGAGUGCUACUUUUCCAGCGAUAUUAAACGCAGUUUAGAGCUACCAAAGCUGACAAUGUUUUCUUUUAGGAUAACUAUAAAUACGUUCAGUUCACUUGCCUCUAAACCAAGCUCUCUCUCUUAAUUACUGGCAAAUUGCCAAAAAUGCCUUAACAACGCAAAACCAUCAAAUUCUAAACUGCAAAUAAACAACCUGUCAAGU
Messenger RNA from Paramacrobiotus metropolitanus, 849 nucleotides. Its product is annotated as antistasin-like. The coding region runs from base 102 to 605 and encodes 167 amino acids. Gene Ontology annotation, molecular function: serine-type endopeptidase inhibitor activity. The transcript is spliced from 5 exons. Lineage: Eukaryota; Metazoa; Tardigrada; Eutardigrada; Parachela; Macrobiotidae. The record is from RefSeq and is a predicted model, not a curated record.